Messenger RNA from Danio rerio (zebrafish), 3021 nucleotides. The record is from RefSeq and is a predicted model, not a curated record. Lineage: Eukaryota; Metazoa; Chordata; Actinopteri; Cypriniformes; Danionidae.
UUUCACUGCUUUAUAAUGAUUACAGGAGAUGUUUAUAAGACCAGAGAGCUUACCCCAUUCCUGGAAUGUGUUGACCAGAGUCCCGUGGUGCGAUCUGUGCUACCUAAACUUCUUAUGCAAUACAGUUUGAAACAGGUAAAGAAGCAUAUUCAGAGUUACCUGGAAGACCUAGAGAACAAGCUUCUGGACAAAGAGGACAGAACUGAACUCUACAGACUCUUUGUCAACUGUUUCCAGGAUACACUGUUGUGUUCUGAUUCUAAUGGAGAUCAUAAACAUCUAAGGGAAAACACAAACUUCCUUAGCCGCCUGGCUCGUAAGCAGACUCCUUCCAGACAGAAUGACCCUGCUGAGUUUCUGAUGUCUAUGGCUCGCCUCAGAAUGUGUCUGGACUCUGCUGCCUAUAUCCUGUCUAAAGCUAUCUGCCAAAAAAACAAUUUUGUGGAAGCGGAGUUCAAGUUUAUGGAGCAAGUUAAAGCUGUGUGUGACUACUGUGACAAUGACUGGUACAGAGUUUACCUUCUCCGAGCUCUCAACAGGCAGGCUGGCAUGGAUUUCCUGCAAGCACUGAUCAACAGCACUGAUUAUGAAUGGAUCUUCCCUGCAGAGAUGAUGCGCCUUCAUAGGUUGAUUCCAGCAGAGGUGGAUCGUUUUUUGUGUUGUGGCCAGUCAUACCGUGCUCUUAGAGACGGUGUGGGGGAAUCAACACAGGUGGGGACGACUGAUGGACUGAAAGAAGCUCUACAGGCAUCAGUUGGUUCGAGCCCUUUGAAAAAUGCCCUGCUGACACUAGCUGUGUUCAGGCAGGUCACCUGUCACUUCAUGUCGCCAGAAAGAACUCUACAUCCUCAAGAACAGCAAAUCAGCAUCUUGGAAAAAGUUAUUAGAGACAACAUGUCAGGACAUGCCAGAGAGUUCUGCACUGCUCUCUUAUCCAAUCACAUUGGAGGUCCAGGAUCUAAUCUGCGUCUUGGUACUGGUGUACCUGCUCAGCGACGUCCAGUGCUGGAGCUCCUGGUGCAUGCAUGCACAGUGUUUUAUAGCGGGAACAGACUGAUCAGUCCUCUCUUCAACAUUGCCUCUCAACCUCAAAACAUGACAGGAGCCUUCUUACCCACAAUGCCUGAUGACCAUACCAGUGAGGCCAAACAAUGGCUCUCAGAGAAAAAACUAAAGAUGUACUUUUGUUCUAAUAGUCAUGCAUGCUUUGUUGGAGAGUGUGGCAGACCAAUGGCCAAGUCAAAAUGUGCCACUUGUGGAGUCGAAAUAGGAGGUGAAGGACAUAUACCAGUGCCAGGUUUUACUGAAGCCUAUGGCGACUAUGACAGGACACGACCUGGACAUAUCCUGGGACAAGCCAGAACCAGGUCUGAAGCCCCAAACAGAAAACUCACACUAGCACAGUCUUGUGUUCUCCGUCUGUGUCUUCAUCUGGCUAUGCUGCAAGGGCUUAUUCACUACCAACAGGGCAUCCGAAAUAUGAUCCAUCCAGAAGUUUCUGAUGUCUAUCAGUUCCUCUGGCAACAUCUUGAGAAAGACAUGGAGGUUCUUGGGAAGACUUUAACUCUUAACAUUGAUGACUCUGCCAUUGUAAUUCAUCUGAUCUUCAGCAGGUUUCUUCAGACCACCCCAGUUGCCAAUGUUGAUCUUUCAACACGCAAGUCCAGGGAGCAGUGGGAGAUUACAGUGUGUAAAACUGCUAUCAGUCCUGUCUUGCAGAAUUUGGACCGAGAAUUAAACAAUGCACAGGAUCUGAUUGCAGCAGAUAACAGACUUUCUAACAGUCCCCUGGUGAAGGUGCUGAGAGGAGAUCCUCAAAGAAUGCUUCAACUACCAGCUAACUGUCCCACCGAGCACUCUGCCUUUUGGAGCCCAUCAUCUGUCCUUGCUGUGGAAAGCAUCUCUCAGCAAAUAGACCAGGCUCAAGCACCUCUGCUCACGCUUUUUGUCCAAAAGGUGCAUUAUAUAAGACAGCUGGACUGUUUGCCUGCUCUUGCUGCCCUUUUGUCUGAUUUAAUAAAAGUGCUUCCUCCAGGCUCUGAAACCCAGAACCACACCAUCGCCUCACUGCUGCACUGUAUUCCUGCAGGCCACCAGAAGAAACUAAUGUCAGAAAGAGUCGAGAUAUACAUGAAAGUGUGGAACCAACUCAGAAUGGAAAUAUCUAGUAACGCUUCUUUGGGUUUGGAUUCUACACAUUGUGAAAAAGACAUAACCAGCGAAAGCUCUGGCCAGUUUCUUUUCCCAAGCCGUAAAGGAGCAGGUUCAUGUCUCCAUGCAGUCAUAGAUGUCCUCUCUGAGACCCACAACAGUCUUGUGCGGGAAGCCAGAAAACUCUGUCAGCAGACAGACAGUGACUAUAAAGUGCCAUUGGCUGUUCUGUCUAAGAGCCAGCUUGCCCUGUGCCACCCAGAGAGAGAGUUUCUCCCUCUGGUGUUAGCAAACUGCCAUUACACAUUAGAGAAGGGUCAGCAGACAGUGAGCUCUUAUGAUCAUCAGGGUAUCGAGAGAGAGCUCAGCAGACGAUUCUUUGCAGGCAAACCACGGAUUCAAACAGACACAGAAAAAUAUCUGAGAAGACACCAUCAGAAUUUUACAGAAGUCCUCAACGAGGUCAGAGCCAAAAUACCCCAGGAAAUGUUCUGGAAUCCAAAGCAAAUACACCAGGCAUUCAGUACCAAUUACCACAGCACAAACAGACAUAAGGGCCUUUCACGCUUUUACCCAGAUCAACCACUUUCAAUCACAACAGUACCAGAUCUAGUCAUUCCCCGGAGACCUGUGGGCUUUCAGACCCAAGAGAGGCACACUUUGACCCCUCCAGGCUCCCAUCUCACAGCACUGAACAGUCUUCCUGCUUUCUCUUUCUGUGCUCCACCAAUCAGCAUCAGGUCCACCAUGGAGCUUCAUUUGGAGGAGAAGGACAUCACUUCUUUUCCAGGUCUAGACAGUCUUCCGGAGGAACUUACUUGGGCUAAAGCUGCGGAAAUCUGGAGGCUUGCAGUGCAGUUCAAACACUGA